Messenger RNA from Alligator sinensis (Chinese alligator), 1687 nucleotides. Its product is annotated as protocadherin gamma-A4-like. The record is from RefSeq and is a predicted model, not a curated record. NCBI's taxonomy places the organism in Eukaryota, Metazoa, Chordata, Crocodylia, Alligatoridae. The coding region runs from base 47 to 1687 and encodes 546 amino acids. The transcript has 2 exons. Gene Ontology annotation, molecular function: calcium ion binding. Gene Ontology annotation, biological process: homophilic cell-cell adhesion. Gene Ontology annotation, cellular component: plasma membrane.
AAGAACUGAAGACGGAAUCAGAUUUCUACCUUUAACCGUACUGAAAAUGGCGAAAGCAAAAGCCCUGUGGGUCUACGCAAGGCGAACCGUGCUGUGCUGCGUGGUGCUGACCGUGUGCGGGGCCGCUGCGGCCGGGCAGAUUCGCUACUCGAUCCCCGAGGAAAUGCAGAAAGGCUCCUUCGUGGGCAACAUCGCGCAGGACCUGGGGCUGGAGGCCAAGGCGCUGUCGGAGCGCGGCGUGCGCGUGAUUUCCAGAGGUAGGACACAGUAUUUCGCUUUGAAUGUAAAGAGCGGCCAUUUAAUCACGGCGGAGCGGCUAGACAGGGAGCAGCUGUGCGGCCGGGCCGAGAAGUGUCUCCUGAACUGCGAGGUUAUAGCGGACGAUGUAAUGAAAGUUUUUCGAAUAGAAGUUGAGAUCGCGGAUAUCAAUGACCAUGCUCCCAACUUCCAGGCGCAAGCGAUGGAACUAAAAAUUAGUGAGCUUACAGCUGUUGGCACGCGAAUUUCCCUGCCUGAGGCUCACGAUCCAGAUGUGGGAGUUAACUCUGUCCAGAGCUACGGGUUGAGCAGCAACGAGCACUUCUCCCUGGACAUGCAAUCUGGCCCCGGGGGUGUUAAAUAUCCGGAACUGGUUCUGGAAACGGCUCUAGACCGGGAGACGCGCGCUGUCCACCAACUAACUCUCACAGCGUCUGACAGGGGGGACCCGGCCAAGUCUGCCACUGCUCAAAUCCGUGUUCUGGUGGUGGACGCCAAUGACAAUGCUCCGCGUUUUGCCCAGCCGGUCUAUAAAGCCAGUGUUUUGGAAAACGUGCCCAGAGGAUCCACGGUCGUUUCAAUAAGCGCCAUUGAUCCGGACGAGGGAAGCAAUUCUGAGGUGAGCUACGCCUUUACAAGAAUUUCAGCGCAGGGCUCCCAGGUGUUCAGCUUGCAUCCUGGGACCGGGGAGAUAACACUCGUAGGAGACCUGGACUAUGAGGAAACUGCAGCGUAUGAAAUGGAAGUUGAGGCGAAGGACAUUGACGACCUCUCGGCCAGGGCCAAAGUACUGGUGACCGUCCUGGAUGUGAAUGAUAAUGUGCCCAGAAUUGAAAUUACUUCACUGUUCAGCCCAGUCCCGGAAGACUCCGCACCCGGAACAGCGAUCGCUCUGCUACACGUGCGGGAUGGAGACACCGGCCUGAACGGGGAGGUCUCGUGCUCCAUCCCGGACCACGUCCCCUUCCGGCUGCAGAAAUCCGUGGACAACUACUACAGCCUGGUGACGGCCAGAGACCUGGACCGGGAGCAGGUGGCGGAUUACAACGUGACGGUCACGGCCCGGGACCGCGGGGCGCCGCCGCUGUGGUCCGCCACGACGAUCGCGGUGCAGGUGUCGGACGUGAACGACAACGCGCCGGCCUUCAGCCAGGCGGCCUACAGCGUGUGGGUGAGCGAGAACAACGCCCGCGGCGCCUCGGUGUUCUGCGCGCGGGCGGCCGACGCGGACUGGGGCGACAACGCCCGGGUGACGUACUGGCUGGCGGAGGGCGAGCUGCAGGGCGCGCCGCUGUCGUCGUGGCUGUCGGUGCAGGCGGAGAGCGGCGCGGUGCAUGCGCUGCGCGCCCUGGACUACGAGCAGGUGCGCGAGAUCCGCUUCGCCGUGGAGGCGCGGGACGGUAGUUUUGUGUCCUUUGAGUUCUAUUAG